Argiope bruennichi is the source of this 12471-nucleotide messenger RNA. It is a transcript of the gene Vps13B, whose product is annotated as intermembrane lipid transfer protein VPS13B-like. NCBI's taxonomy places the organism in Eukaryota, Metazoa, Arthropoda, Arachnida, Araneae, Araneidae. Bases 124 to 11661 code for a protein of 3845 amino acids. The record is from RefSeq and is a predicted model, not a curated record. The transcript is spliced from 51 exons.
UUUCGAUUUGGAAACGUGGAUACUGUGUUGUUUUCACAGUAUCGAAGCCAAUGUAUUAAAAACACAACAUUCUGUUGCAAAUAAAUAUUUUUUCCUUAUCCUCCGCUUUGAAGUUUCCUGAAUAUGUUCAAACUUGAAUCAUAUAUUACACCCCUACUUUUGAGCUAUGUGGACAAAUACAUUAAGAAUCUUAAACCUGAAGACUCUCAGUUCUCACUCUGGGGCGGAGAUGCUUUAUUUUCAAAUUUAGAUCUGAGAUUAGAUGUCUUAGAACAAGAACUACAAUUACCAUUUACAUUUGUAAAUGGGCACAUUCAUGAACUUCGUAUACAUGUUCCAUGGACUAAACUAGGAUCUGAACCGGUUGUUAUCACCAUUAAUACAAUUGAAUGCAUUUUGAAACUCAGCACAGAUAGUACUGAUUCAGAUUCUCGUCCGAAAAAACAUCUAUCUACCAGGGGAUUGAAAAAACCAGAUAUUGGUGAAGCUCCACCUGGAUAUGUUCAAAGUUUAAUAAAUCGUGUAGUUAGCAAUAUUUGUAUAAUAUGCAACAAUGUUGUUCUGAAAUAUGUUGAAGAUGACAUUGUUUUGUCUUUGAAUAUCAAGUCAGUAGAACUUUUCAAUGCUAAUGAAAAAUGGGAGAAAGCGUUUGUUGAUACAAAUAUGGCUGAUACUAUAUCUAGGAAAGUGAUUUACAUGCAAGAUUUAACUGUUUGCUUAGAUAAAAGAGAUGCUAGUGGUAAAAUUGAAACAUACCAAGAUCCUCUUUUGUAUCGGUGUUCAUCCACAUGGCGUAUGUACAGUGUCUAUAAAGCGCCUCAUUCUAAACAUCCCUCUUUAACAAGAAUUCACAUGUAUUGUGAGAGUUUAGACUUUUCUUUGACAGAUCAACAGUUGCCGAUGUUUUUGAGACUUUUAAAUCUUGUGAUAGCUCUUCAUAAUGGAAGUAAUCUGACUAGUCAAGAAAAUAUGAAAGUCCAUGAAGAUGUCUCUGAACUGAAACUUGUUUUACCUGAAGAUGAAUUAGAUGAAGCAGAAGAUACACCUCAGGAUGACAGCUGGGGUUCCUGGGCUUGGUCAUUUGUUCCUGAUGUUGGAGGUUUAUGGAGCUCUUCAAACACUGAAGAAGAUCAAGAAGAAGCAAAUAUCUUAAAAUCUAAAAAGAUAUUUCAAUUUGGAAUAUAUAUUGGCAAGAGUUCAUGUGUUUUAAAGCAUACUGUAGUUUCCCAGGAUUCGUCUUUUUGCAGUACUCCCAAAUGUAUAUUUUCACCUUUAAUGGUUAUCAAAAUGUAUGGAUGUUCCAUGGAAUUCACAUCAAAAGGGAAAGAUUUCAUUAAUGUUCAGAGUGGUAUUUGUGGAGUAACUGUAACUGGACUGGAAGACUGUGCUUGUGGUUUUCAGGAUUUUUCAUUGAGCUCAAAUGAAAAGCGCAGCAUAUUUCUAAAAUCAGGGGUGCCACCUGGUAGUGGUCAUGCCUAUAGCUUUUUGUCAUCAUCAUUAUUUGAUCCAUUAGCACCUGAAAAUUGUAAUCAAGAAAGAAAAUAUUGUUUUAUCUUUCAAGAGCAUUUAUCUACACUCACUGAGGAAGUUAUGGUUAAAAGAUUUCCAGCUUUUGCCUUUGACUAUCUGUAUGAAUUGGAAGUUCCAGAGGAUUGGAUAGAUAAAAUUUCUACAAUUACCUCAUCAUUUUUGGAAGACAGUAAUUGGCAUGAAUCUUCAACAUGUCGCUUAGUUUUUGGUCCUUUCUGUGUGGACAUAACUAGCAGUUUAGUGCACAGAGUCCAGAAAUUAAUCGAUUCUGCAAAGGAUUAUGAUUACCCCUAUUAUUCCCAGGCCAGAAAAUCGUCUGCUGAUGUUGCUAAUAUUGAUGAGGAUGUUUUGGCUCAGAUGGAAGAGUUUGUUCCACUUCGGCAAUAUCAUUUGACAUUAUUCAAACCAGUGUUGCGUUUAUCUGUUGCUGAUCACUCUCCUUAUCAUGGCUCCAAGACAGAAGCAAAAAAAGUGAAAAAAAGAAAUAUCAAAUCAUCAAAAAAUGCUAAAAAUAUAAAACCUUUUGAGACGUUGUUCAACCUUGAGAUCUAUGCAGAUUGUUUGGACUUGCAGGCAACUACUCCAAUGUAUCCCAACAAGCUUGUGAAGGUUGUUGGAAGCAUAUCUUAUUCAAAUCAGUUCUUACUACAUCAUUGUUACAAUACAAAAUCAGCGAAGGUAUUUGGGUUAGAAAUAACACUGCAUAAAGAAAGUUUAAAUAAACUCCCUGAUUGCGCGAUUAUUCAUCCGACUUGUCUGACUUUUUUCAUGAAAUCUCUUGUCCUUCCUGAAAGCUGGAAUUCAUCUGAAGAUUUUAUAUUAAAAGAGUACACAUUUGAAUGGAGCUCUGUGCAUUUGAAUUUUACUGAAGUAGAGUUUUUGGCGUUAAUAUGCAUGUAUCAAUCAUGGAUUGCUAAGAACUUUAAUCCAAGUGGACUUGAAAAAUUAAAAGUUGCUUUAGAAGAAUCCGCAAAUUAUUCGCCCAAUAUGUCUGCCGAGAUUUCUGAUGUUAACAUUUUGCAUCAGUUGAAGAAAGAUAUUGAAAUGACGAAAUUUUCUGUAUCUUCAGUAUGGUUGAAGUUUCAGAAUGACGAUCAAUCUAGUGUCUUAUUUAAUGCUCCUGAAUCCACUGAAUGCCUUUAUGAAGGAAUUGAUGGGAAAAAAAUUGAGUUACAGGAAGAACACAAACAAGUAUUUCUUCAACUUCUUCUGCAAGUACCAAAAGAUAUGAAUAAUGAAAAUCCUGCUUUACUUUUUCUCCAUGUCAGUGGAUCAACUACGUAUCUUGAACUUGCGUUUUUUAACUGGCUAUCUUCUGCUUUGUUCACGCACAUUAUUUUGGAUGUAGUUGAGUUAGAUCAUUCUUGUUCAAGUCCUGCUGAUUUUGAAGAUGCCUCUACAUGUAGCAGUUUUACACAAGAAGCAUCUACUAGUUACUCUUUGAGCAAAUCACAAUCAACAAUUUUAAUUAGCAGCAAAAAAGUUUCCUUGCAAGAAAACGUAGAAAAUUUCUUGUUGAAACACUGCCAUUUCUUAUCAUAUCUUGUAUUAGAGGUUGACAUUGGAAACUUAUGUGGUAUUGUGCCUCAGUCUACUUGGAGUGUUAAAUAUGAUGAAGGGCUAUCUGUUCUGUAUUCAUGGCAACAAGCGGAGAUUUCCGGAUGUUUAAAUGGAGCAUGUGUGUUUUGUAUGCCAGCUGUUAAAAUAAAUAAUAACAGUUCAGUCAGUAGUUUACUUCAGAAAAUUGAUUUUGCUGAAAUUUCUAUGCCAAUCAAAACUUUGCAGUGUGACAAAAGAAGUGAAGAUUGCUUUCGUUGGACUUUGCAAAUAGACUCAUGUGCUAUAUAUUCUGUAGAAAAGAAUAAGGAUGUUAAGUACACCUAUUUGGUAUAUCCUACUACGCUGUCACCUACUGUUGGGUUGUCUUUCAAGAAUUAUGAAAAUCAGAUAGCAUUGUGUAUACAUAUGGAUAGUAAAUACGUACACUUAAACUUUUCGGCACUUCAGGCAGAACUGUUGGUUCACUGCUUCGACACUGUGUCUAAUGUUGUUAAGUUUGUGGAAAGAGUAGAAUCAUGGAUAAAUUAUUUUAAAUUUAAAACGCCUGAUGUAUCGGAACAUGGUGUGACGAAUCUUGAAAUAAAGCCAUCUGAAACAAAUUUCAAUUACAAGAAGGCAGGGGAUGCUAGUCACUGUAAAAAAACUUCUGCCAGUGAAGUAAAAUCACAGAAUAUGGAUGAAAGCAAGCCACCCCAGAGAAUGACGAUAUGGAUUCAGCUUGCUUUAUCCAAGCUGUGUGUCACUGUGUUUGGUAAACUUUCCCCAGAGUCCAGCAGUAAUAAUUUUAAAUUACAGUUUGAUGCUGAAGAAAUUGUUUCAUCAGUUGAUAUUCAAGAAAUCUAUUCAAAAAUGAAAUUCAAACUCUCAUCAUUAAAUGUAACUUGUUUUGUUAAGCCGUCUGGAACAGAUUCUUGGAUACAUGGACCAUAUGACGGAAAAGUAGUAUUUUGCAGUAACAUGGUAUCUAAAAAUAUAAAAUCUAAAACAAUAACGAACGGUAACAAUUUAGGACAGCACUCUCAUGUAAAACCUGACAAUCAGCCUUUCUUAGUUGCAAAUUACACUCAAGCUUUACAUUCAAAUGUUAAGGAAAAGUUGUCUUCUAGUGACAAACAAACUAAAAUUGCAGUUGAAGAAAUGAAGUACAUUAGUGAAAUUGAUUUGAAAGUAAAAUCAUUUGGUGUUAUUUUGUGGAUGUCAUUAGUUGACAUAUUAAAUCAAAUUAGUAUACCUUUUGGAAAAGUUUUUACUUCAGAUACAAAAACUUACCAUUCUUUUCCUUCAAGAGAAGAUACAUUCGCUAUGAAAUUCUGUGGAAGGAACUUGCCUUUAUUCUAUGUUGAAACUAACAUCAUUCAGAUGUAUUUACCAGAAAACUGUACUUUAACUAAAUCAGUAUUAAAAGAAAAUUAUCGAAUUGAUCAAAGUGUAACUGAUGUACUGUUGUUGCAACUUGAUUGUGUGACUUUGACAUCACAAGUUGAAAAUCCUUUGCCACGUAUUAUUUUGGAAUCAGAAAUAUAUAUCGCAGCUGUAAAUUCUAAAACUAUUGCACUUCCUGGAGCUUCUGUAGAAGAUAGACAGUACCAGAUGGAUAUAUAUGGGUUGACCCUUGGCACCAUUUCUGGUGCUAGCAUAGUAUGUCAGAAUGAUCCCAAGAAGGAAUUUAUUUCUCAUUAUCCUUUGACAAUGGGGGAGAAUCCAGCUCUAGAAUGGAAUAUUGGUGUUAUUCCUGAAAACAGAAAUUUUUCGGAUGAUUCAGCGAUGGUAACUCCAAUUAUAUCUCCUCUGAAUCUCCGAUUUGCUUUUGCUCCAUCUAUUGUUUGUGAUAGUUCUGAAUCAACAGAAAAAAUACCGGUUGCUGGUGUAUCUUCGGAAAUCAGCAUUUCGAGUGAAGUGUUUUUAUAUUUAAGUAUUCAUCAGGCAUGUUUUCUGUACUCCCUUUUAAGAGACAAUUUGGAUUUUGUGCACGCUGUGUUUGAUAAUGCUUCUAAACAAUCUGAUGUUCAUAUUGAUGGAUCGUCUUCGCCCAUAAAUUAUAGCAAAAAUUCUAGAAGCUCAAGUGUGUUUUCGCCUCGAGUGUUUACUCCUGAUUCAGCAAAUUUACAAGGAAGGCCAAGGAACCUUGUUAGACUUAGCAAACUUAAUUUUGUGCCCUAUGAGUUCUUAGUCACUGCGGGAACUGUGUCUGUUAUGCUUUUUUAUUAUGAUAGUGAUUUCAAAAAUAAAUCACAGCAUUUUCAAGACUAUACUGCCAUGAAUUAUAUGUUUUCCAACGCUGAAAUAGGUCGGUCUAGCAGUAUAUGCUCAACAUUAGAUGACAGUAGAAAUGUCAUCCCAUCUUCCAUUCAGGAUGCAUCAUCUUUAAUAACCUUACAUCCAUUUUUAUGUCUCACUAUAACACAACCACAUAGCUAUCUAUCGUGUCAUCCAACAAACCAAAAAUUUGAAUCAUCCUGUUUUGAUUUGCAGUUGCAUGGAUCAUCAGCUGAUUUUGUUGUUAAAAAGCCUUAUAAAUCUUCUAUGCCCAUUCAUGAUGACUUCAACCAUUCAUAUCUGGAAACUAAGCCUGGUGAACCGCAUCAGAAAACGGGCAUACCACCGGCGUUUCUUACUAUAACAUGUACCGAUAUUUUCACUGAUGCUGCAAAAGUCAGAAUUUCUGUUGAAAGGCCAAUGAAGCUGAAUUUUAGGACUUCAAUGGGAGAAGCUUUUUUAACCUUCCUGAAACGCUUCCAAGAAGAAUUUAGGGAAGUUAGUACAUGUAAAGAAGAGCAGUUACUUUCAGAAUCUAUUACCAGCUCAGAAGAAAAUCUUACUGUAAAAAAUAAGCUUUUGACUUUUUUUGUACAUAUGACUUUCUAUACUUCUCAGAUAGUAUUGGAAUUCACUCCGUUAUUGGAUGCAAGUUGUGAAAAACUUGUUAUUUCUGCUGGCAGCCUAAGGAUUGGAAUUGAUCUGGAAACUUGUGAAAAUGGUGUGAAAGGUUUUGAUUUAAAUUUAAAUCUUUUCCGCUUCGUUGUCCAAACAUCAAGUAACGAUCAAAUUUGGAGUUUUCUGCAACCACUAUCAUUUUUAACCAUGUUAAAAUGCCAUUUGAAGCCUUGCUUACAAAUUGAAUUAUUCGUCUCUGGUGAAAGUUUGCUUUUGAAUGCUAGCCUUCACCAUGGCAUGAAGUUGAGAAAGUUAGUAGAAGCCAUAUUGGAACACUUACAAAAAAAUCUUGAAAAUCUAAAGAACAUCUUCAACUCAGAGCAGGAAUUGAGUACCGUAAGCUCUAGUUGUGUUGAAAAAGAUAAUAAAAAGCGAACAUACUGGAAUGAUGAUCUCAGGAAAGGUGCAUUUCAAUUCAUACAAAUUGGUGAAUCCAAUGAAUAUCAGCCUAAACCUCACGAAAUUGUGUUCAAUCGUUCAUCUGCAAAUGAGCCUGCGUCAAUGACUUGGUGUUACCCAGAACCUAGAGCUCUGACAAAAAUUGAAGUUUCUCCAGUACCUUUCAAAUCUGGAGAAGAAGAGCGAAGCAAAAAGGUUAUAACAUGCUAUCUGCAGUAUUGGAAUUCUACCCAUCAGGAAUAUGUUAAUAUCUUUGAUUUUGUUCUAAGUGAGACUGAACAUUUUAGUUUGGAUUUGCCCGAUUUGAAUUCGGAUUCUGUUGCUGUGUCUAAUAAAUGGAGAGUUCUUCUAGAUUGUGAAAGUUAUAUUGACGAUGAUGGUAUUUUGGAAAAGGAAAACCCUUAUUUGUCACCUCUUGCCUUGGCAGCUUGUAUGUCCAUAGAUUCUUGUUUUGACCCAGUUCUUGUACCAGUGUUUCAAGCUACAGUUUCUUUUGAAGUUGCGAAAAUAAUUUUUUAUAAUUAUUUUGGGAAAUCAGGCUGCUCUCCAAAAUUCUUUCAUUUUGAAUUUGAUGAUGAAGCGCCAUUGAUUCAAGAGUUUUCAGUACUCUCUUUCAUUAAUCCUUCAUGCUCAUAUAUUAAGUGGAUUUCAAAGGUAAAAGCCGAAAUAUCGUCUGGUGUUAAAUGUGAGGUACUGGAAUACCGAAAUUUAACAAUGCUUCCUGUUAUAAGCCCUGUUGAUAUCCUUGCAAAUGUAGCAAUACAUCACGAUAAAGAAAAUGUUCCUAUUUUUGACAUGGAAUUAAUAUUAAACCCAUGUUUCAUUAGAUUAAGCCAAUCUAUCAUUCACACAUUUAAUUACACAUUGCACUCUAUUUCACAGGAGAUGUCUGUAUCUCCAUUGAAAGGAGUUUGUUCUGAAUUUGUGCUGCCAAAUUAUUACAUAAUAUGCAAUAAUCUUGAGGAAAGAAUACGUUUUGGCCAGGCUGGUACUGAUGAAAACAUCAUUUUGUCACCUCUGAAAAUGCAUGCUUAUAGUUGGUGGUGUCAUAAGCGCAAACAGAUUCUUUGGAUAAGUGUCGGAAGUUUGUGUUGGAAGUGGAGUAAAGGGUUUAGCAUUGACUCAGAAGGUACUACAUCUGUCAAAAUUGAUAAUAAUGUUGCUGUUAUUGUUAAGAUAAAAAAGCUGUCGAAUUUCCAAAAACAGGUGAUUAUUGAUGGACAAUUGAAAAUUCAUAGUGAACUUAACUAUCCCAUACAAUUACGAUGCGAAUUCCCUGCUUCUGCAUUACAAGAAUCAAAAACUUCAAAUUUGGUCUUUGUUAAAUCUCUUUCACCUCAGUGCAGUUCUCCAACUUUUCUGUUAUCUUCAGAACAGUAUCAAAAUAUGCGUUUGUCAAUAACUGGUAUUUUGGAUUCACAGUUAUGGUCAGAGAACAUUCAUAUUGGUGAUAAUAUGCUUUUGCAAAUUCCAUGGGAAGCCAAUGGUCGAUAUCAAACUGUAUGGUGCCAAGUGAUCCAACAAAAGAAUGCUUCAGGGAACAUUUCCAUUGUUGUGUUUGUUAGCCCAUUGUUUAUUUUGCGAAGUAAUCUGCCUUUUCCUAUAAAUGUUACAAUUGCAUCUGUGGAUCAGAAAGAAACAUACAGCACAGAACUUACAGGACAAGGACAGGAAACAAACAUUCUUAAAUUCUCAGAUCCGAAGAGUGAGCUUCACCUCACUUUUCAAACAUGUACAGAUUUGAAGAUGUUCAUUCCUCCAAUGCUAAUUUCAGUAUCGGAUAUAAAUCAAAUAUCGCUGAAUGCAUUUGAUGAUACUAAUAGUUUAUUUGACUCAUGUUGUAAAAUGCAGCAACUGCAUCACAGGCUUUGGCCCUACAGUUAUCAAGAAAGGCCAUCAUAUCUACAAGAUGAAUACAUGAAUGUCUUCUAUCCUUGCUCAGAUCGUGAUUGUGCUAUUUCACCUGCUGUGCCAUCUAAUAAUGUGUCAUGUAAAUUAAAGAUUGAACGUUCACAAAGAUGGUCUGGUUUGAAUACAGUUUUAUAUGACAUAAAACCUGAUGUAAUUUUAAUGAAUCGAUUACGUACUGAUUUAUUUUUAUUUGACAAAAAUGAGAUGGAGUGGAUGCUGCCACCGAACUCAGUUGCCAUGCCAUCUCGACCUUUUGAACGUUUCCGUCUAGGUGUUCUAGAGAAUGGAGAAUUUUUCUACAGUUCUUUUUUGACAGUUGAAAGAAGCCAAAAUGUCUAUGCAUCUAAUUCUGAUUCUUUUUUGUUUUGUGGUAAUUCUGAUCAAAGAAUACCCCAGAAUGGUUCAGUCAAUGUAUUUAUAAAAAUUCAAGUCGAUAAGCAAAAGGUAUUUUUGUUUAAACUGCAUUCUGAGGUACAAGAGAAUAUUGUUAUUAUAACUGUAUUUCCAAUUGUUAUUCUCGCCUCUGAUGUUGAUGUGGAAUUGCAUUUUUCGUUAUUUUGCGCUUCAAACAAAGUUGAAGAUAUAUCAUUGCCUCAGAGUAAUCCCGCUGCUGUUUCCAAAAUUAUUUCAAAAGAUUGCCAUCCAUUACUUGUUUGGGAAGUAGACUCUGAGAUUUAUUCUUCAGAAGCGAUUUCUCUUGAUUAUUACAUUUCUGUGUCUGUUUCUUUUCCAAUUUGGAGCAGUCCAGUGUAUUUUGGUGCCCUUUUACAAGAAAAUAACCGACACACAAUCUCUGUCCCUGUUGAAUCAACUGAUAAAACUACCAACACCAUACCACUUGUUAUCACUAGUCAUCUUCGAAAUGGAAUGUUGUUUUUAAUUAUAAAUAUUGAUCCGUGUCCUUUAUUACUGCUGCAUAACAGAACAAAUAUGAAUAUAUAUUAUGGCCAAAGCUUUUUUAACACAGAUGGAAAAUUUGGUGACAAAUCUGUGUAUGAAGAACUCGAGAAACAUGGAUUGAUUCCUGUUCUAAAACCUGGCAGCUCUGCUCAUUAUUCAUAUCCUUCAAUGCAAAGAUUGUUUCCUAAAGUUCCUGAUAAAUUUUCCAUGUUAUGUUUUGGUCUUAUGGAUGAAACUAGUCAAAAAUAUGUGUGGAGUAUUCCAUUUAAAGUUAACAUCGAGAAACAGUUUGUUCAUAUACUGGGUGUAUGCGAUUUCAUGGUUUGCAGUGAACGAGUAGGUCACACAGUCAAUCUGUUCAUUGAUCCUGUAAAUCGCAUAGAAGUGAACGCCAAUGAAGUUCGAAGUAGAAUUGCUCUUGCUACUAAUGCUGGCGUGAGUUCCGAUAAAAAAGAAUCUGUCAAGUCUAAAGAAAACAUUAGUAAAAAAGGCUCUGAAAUUAAACAGAAAAGUAAGAUCCAGUCAUCUUCAUCAAAACAGACUAGAAAACAUUCUAAUAUAACUGCUGUACCCUCAAACGUAUAUUUUGUUAAUAUGAGAGUUAUACAUGUCAGCUUAAUUCUGUGCGACGAGUUUCAAGAGGUAAACAAAAGCAUUGAAGUGUUAAGGUUAAAUAUUGACAAUGUUGUGCUUCAUUCAAGACCUCAAAAUGAUUAUCUCAGUAGCCUUCAAGAUAUAUCUCUGUGUUUUGAGCAUAUCCAAUUAGAUAAUCAAUUGAGUAAAGAAGGCAAAGUGGUGUAUGAUUUCCCAGUUGUUUUGCUCCGGCGCGUGAGUGACAAGAAUCCAGCCGAAUCAUCUGAUCAUCAGAAUAUAUUUCUGCCAAAUAAAAUUCGGGAAAAUUCAAUGUUUAUCCUCAAUACAGUCAUAGAGUUGUGUGGCGAAGAAAGAAAGAGUAUAGUUGUUCAGUCUGUUAAAAUAGAUUUCUCACCUAUGUCAAUUCAGAUAGAAGAUACUUUUUACUAUAAAGUCAAGAAUUUGCUUAAGACGUAUAUACCUGAAGAGUUUCACCAACAUGAAUCCCCAUGGCGUGAUAUUUCUGUUCCAAAAGACACUAGAGGCAUUUCAAUCACACUUAUGCAUCCUGUUCAUUUAGAACACUUCAGAUUUAAUGUUACAGAGGUCUCUGUCAGCCUGCAUGCUAAUGUUAGAUUGUAUUUGUCAAUUGAACGUUCUGUACUUAAUUUCCAACCAUUUGAAAGAGAAGAAUUGUUUACAUCUCACUAUGAAAUUGGUGAACUGAUGCAGUCGCAUUAUACGACAGGAGCAAUGUUCAGAGCAGGAUGGAUUGUUGGAUCAGUAGAUCUUUUGGGAAAUCCUGCUGGUUUUGCUCGUGCAGUCAGAUCUGGUGUAUCUGAUUUCGUAUAUCUUCCUUAUCAAGGAUUAUUACAUGGACCAAGAUCUUUUAUCUCUGGAUUAACCAAUGGAGCAAUAUCUCUUGUCACUUCAAUAUCAUCUGGAGCUAUCAAUUCUAUGGCAAAUUUCACUUCGAGUGUAUCCAAAAAUAUGGAUUUUAUCUGUUUGGAUGAAGAACAUCUAGCUCGUCAAGAACUUGUCCGUCGACAGCUACCUGACGGCGUUACGGAAGGUUUAGCGCAAGGAUUAAGUGCAUUCGGGUUGAGUGUUCUUGGUGCUGUGGCAGGCAUAGUAGACCAUCCGUUACAAGUGUUAGUAUCUCCUACAACUCCUUUAAGAACUGCUACUAGUUUUGUUGGCGGAAUAGGCAAAGGCCUUGUUGGAGUGAUUGCAAAGCCUAUAGGAGGUGCUUGUGAACUGUUAUCUCAAACAGGCUAUGGUCUCCUUUAUGGAUCUGGUUGGAUUAAUCCGGCAAAACGACGUUAUCAGCCAGUUACUAUGUCCUUUGAUAUGCUGUCUAGCAGCAUUGUAAAGUAUGUAUGCAAAGUUGCAUUGUGCCAGUCAUUUGGCGAUGUUCUUCUGUCUAUUGAAGCAACUUAUGUGAAUGAGAAUGGAGAAUACGAUAAAAAUAUUUUGCUCUUAACUUCCGAGGCACUAUGCAUUUUAGCUGAAGAUGAAGUUUCACUUCAACGUACGUUUGCCUUGACAGAAAUAAGAUGCAAUAAAUCUGAUAGUGAUCAAAGUACUCUAGUCGUUGUUCCUACUUCUGCUUUUCGCAAACAGUUGUAUUCGGAAUCUGGGGAUGUUCUGGAUAGAGUCGCGGAAUAUAUAAAGAAGAAUCGGGAAGAAAUUUCAAGUUCAACCGAAAGCUCAUCAAGUGGUUUGGAAAGUGUUUCAGAAUCCUGUCGAUCAUCACCCACUAGCCAUGUGUUUUUCUUGUACCCAAAAGACAGGACUUUAUUUCUUACGUUGUUUAAUUUUGCAAAAAGCAAAGCUUUGCACAAGGGUUUUUGAUUUUAAAUAAAUUAUAUUCUUGUAAAUUAUAAAAAAAGAAACUUGGUAUGUUGUUUAGUUUUUCUAAAAUUUUAUUAUGAAACAAAUUGCAUACGGAGCUUAAGCCUUUAAAAACAUUCCUUAUUUAAAGUAAAUACUUUUAAUUUUAUUUUUAAUUUAUUCAUUUCUAACGUUAUAGCUUUUUUUAUUAUAAAAUGUAUUUUAUUCUAUUUAUCUUAAGUAUAUGAUAUUCUAUUUAUUCUAAGUAUAUGAUAUAUGAGUAAUGAUUGUCUAUCAUUAUUAAAGAAUAUACUGUAUUUGUUUGCAUGUUUGGAAUUUAGCUUUGUUUUAAUUACUUUUUUCUGAUUGUAUUGUAAUUCUUAUUUAGAUCAUUUUAGUUUAUCGAAAAACACUAAUGUCCUUCAUUUUUCAUGCCUUCUUGUAAUCUUGUUAAGUUAUGCAUAUUCAGAGCACAACAUUCCAUACUGACAAUUUCACAUUAAUUUCUAGCAAAUAAUAUUUAUUUGGCUUUAGAUAUUGCAUUUGUAAUUGUGGAUUUAGUAAACAGGGGUUAUUCUUAUUGUAAAGUAAGUUGAAAUGAGAGGGGAAAACAAAAGUGGGUCUUCAUUUGCACUUCUAAAUAUGACUUUAAAUUUUAACUGUGCACCUUGUGCAAAAUGUUUUAACUGUGGUUUUAUUAUUCAAUGUUCACCUUUGUAUGGUUCUCAUGGGAAUUCAAGUGUGCUAAAGUUCAUGUUAGGGUGAUAUAUUUUUAUAAAAUUUAUAUGUAUGCAUUGCUGUUAAGUAUGUGAAUAAAAUGUUUCAUUUUUA